GAUCCGUAUAUCCAGCUGGCGUCAUUUGUUGGUGUUGCCUGUACGCAGCGUGCUUGACAUAUGACCCUACAAGCACCAAGGCAAUGGGUUAAAGGCCAUUCAUUGAAUUACAUAUUCAAAUUGACUACUACGUAUCAACCGGAAAAACUCCUACAACAAGAGAGAAAAUGGAAGACAAGACCGUUACUCUGACCACCAAACCGGGGGCUUCCCUCCACAUUUCCGUCCUCCACCCCCAACCGCACAGGCAGAACCCUCUCUCGAACACUCUCCUGGUCUUUCUCAACGGCUUGGCCCUCCCCAGCGCAGCCUGGUCUGAAGCGAUCGAUCACCUGGUUGAAGUUCGGAAGGAACAUAAGCAACCACUUCCCGCGGUGCUCUGCUAUGACCGCUACGGCCAGGGCAGAUCCGACUCGGACCCAACCGACGCCCAAGAUUCGCCCUACGGACACGACCUACGCGCGGCCGUAGCCGAUCUGCACCAGCUCCUGACCCAGGUCUCGCACGAUGAGCUUCAUCAUCGUCCAGUCGACGAACUACGCAUCGUGCUGGUCUGCAACUCGAUCGGGUGUCCCCUCGCCCGGCUGUACGCGGCCGAACACCCGGGCCUCGUCGAGGCGUACCUCUUCUUGGACUCGAUGAUGGCUAACACGGACUUCGUGUCGCUCUUCCCGGACCCUGACGACGCCGAGUUCGAUGGGAGCCAGUUGCCGGAGGGUGUGUCGGCCGACGACCUGCGCCAUGCACGGGACACUUUCGGUAAGCAUUUUCAUCCGGCAGUGCCUAACGCGGAGCAUCUGGACCGGAGGAGGCUAGGGGAGUUGCUGCCACGGGCGGAUGGACCUGAGUUGCCCGAUGGGCCGGGAGGGCGGUCUCCGUUGUUGGUGGUGGUGGGUCAUGAUUGGGACGUGUUCGCUGAGCAGUCCGAAAAGGGAUCCUUGUCUGUGCCAAAGGCUGUCAUCAAUGCCUAUAUGAACCCAACAUGGGAGGCAUACAACGAGGGCCUGGCUCGGCUCGUCCGGACAGGCUGCGAGGUAAAGAUUGCCAAAGGCUGUGGCCACUUCAUCCAGAAGGAUGACCCAGCUUUUGUGGCCCGCGAAAUCAGCGAUAUUUUGAACGAGUUGCAGAGCCGCUCAGGGCAGAAGGUGCACCAAAAGUAGGACAUAGGUACAUAGACCGUGUGGAUUUCCAGGGCUACCUUAUAAAACCACCUUCGCGUCAAAGAAUGCACAUCACAUUAUAGAAACACCGACCAGAGUCUAUCGAUACUCGAGAAUCGAUGACAUUGUC
Molecule: messenger RNA, 1290 nt
Organism: Chaetomium strumarium
Lineage: Eukaryota; Fungi; Ascomycota; Sordariomycetes; Sordariales; Chaetomiaceae
Product: Alpha/Beta hydrolase protein
Exons: 3
Coding region: 168-1160 (330 amino acids)
Source: RefSeq, a predicted model, not a curated record